Messenger RNA from Xenia sp. Carnegie-2017, 1464 nucleotides. Its product is annotated as sideroflexin-5-like. The record is from RefSeq and is a predicted model, not a curated record. Bases 182 to 1189 code for a protein of 335 amino acids. Gene Ontology annotation, biological process: mitochondrial transmembrane transport; monoatomic ion transport. The transcript has 13 exons. Gene Ontology annotation, cellular component: mitochondrial inner membrane. Lineage: Eukaryota; Metazoa; Cnidaria; Anthozoa; Malacalcyonacea; Xeniidae. Gene Ontology annotation, molecular function: monoatomic ion transmembrane transporter activity.
UGAAAUUGGCUUUAUUUGAGUAUAUAUUCGAAAGCAACAAGUGUAUAAUGACUUGAAAUUUGACAAAGACCUGUUCGACAACUCUGUUAGGAAGUAAAAGCCCUGAGAACUAGUUUAUAAGAAUAUAGCCCGCAAAAGGGUUUAUUUUGCCCGCAGGCAAGGUCAAAUUUCAACAAACGAAAUGUGUAAAUUCAGUGCAGAAAACUCAAACAAUGAAAACUGUCACAAUUUAGAAAGAUUUUCUUUGACGAAGCCUAGGUAUGACCAGGGCACAUUUUGGGGUCGAUAUAGACGAUGCCUGGACAUCAUAGAUCCUCGGACUCUGCUUGUCAGCAAGGAAAAGGAGAAAGAAUGUCUCUCCUUGUUGCAUUUAUAUAAAGAAUGUCAACUUCCAUCUCAUGUCACAGCAGAACAAUUAUGGGAAGCAAGAAAAGUCAAGGAGGCAGUGUUUCAUCCAGAUACUAAUGAAAGGAUAUACAUGCCAUUUCGUAUGUCAGGUUUUGUCCCAUUUGGCACUAUAACAGUUGUUGGCAUGUUGAUGCCUGCCCCAAGUUUAUCGACCGUAGUGUUUUGGCAGUUGUUGAACCAAAGUCAUAACGCUGCUGUGAAUUACUCUAACAGAAAUGCUACAAAGCCAACGCCAAACAGUAGAUUUAUACUGAGUUACGUUGGAGCCAUUACAAGCGCUGUUUCUAUUGCUGUUGGAUUGACUGUUUUUGUUCAAAAAACAAAAAUGUUUUCACCACAAGUGAGACGGUCUUUACAAAGAUUGAUUGCAUUUCCUGCUACUGCAUGUGCCAAUGUGUGUAAUGUUCUUUCAAUGAGAAGUAACGAGCUUAUAGAAGGAGUGGAUCUUGUAGAUAGCAAUGGAAAUGUUCAAGGGACAUCAAGAAUUGCUGCUAAACGGGCAAUUUACGAAACGAUAAUCACAAGAAUUUUUUUGUCUGGUACAGUAUUAUGUACUCCUGCGAUUAUUAUGACUGUAUUGGAAAGAGCAAAAUUCCUCAAAAAACAUCCUCGUUUUGUUCUACCAACUCAAGCGAUCGCCUGCAUCUUAUCAUUUGGCAUUGCUUUGCCUUUUGCUAUUGCCCUCUUUCCUCAGUUGUCCCAGAUCGACUUAAAGGAUACAGAAAAAGAAAUUCAAGCAAAUUGCAGAGAAUCUAUAUUAUAUUAUAACAAGGGAUUAUGAGUUUGAUCUUUAUACGACAGUAAUGCCCCCUAGCUAUACACGUGUGAGUUAUAUGUAUUGACAUUAACGUCACAGGCUUCAGAUGAAACGAUUUGACAGCGCACACGCGACAACAGUGAUUUAAUUGAACGAUCUCAUUUCACGUGCAUGUAUAGAAGGAUCACUGGAAAUUAACGUAACUUACUUAAAAAAAUUAGACAAAUAGUUAGAACUUAGAAAAUUCUAUUAUAAGUAUUACCAUUCUGUCAUUCUAUAUGGUUGUUUGGUGAACGAUA